CUAUCCCUUUACAAACGACGAGGGCGUUCAUUUCAAUUUUGGAAAAGAUGGCGUCCUCCACACCGCUUGGAAAGGGAAAACGACAGCUAGUCGACGCAAGCUAUGAUGACGAUAGCGAUGAUGAUUACGCAGUUCCUUCCAAGACUCCUAAAGGAACCAAAGAGGACAAGAGUAGGAGCUGCCCCUAUCUGGACACCAUCAAUAGAGGCCUGUUGGAUUUUGAUUUUGAGAAGCUGUGUUCUGUCUCAUUGUCUCAUUUGAAUGUGUACGCGUGUCUUGUCUGCGGAAAAUACUUUCAAGGUCGUGGACAGAAGUCCCAUGCAUACACACACAGCGUCUACAUCAAUCACCAUGUGUUCCUUAACCUGCACACCCUCAAGUUCUACUGCUUGCCCGACAACUAUGAGAUCAUCGAUUCCUCACUGGAGGAUAUCACUUAUGUUCUGAAGCCAACCUUCACAAAGAAACAGAUUAAACUACUAGACAAGGAUCCCAAAACAUGUCGAGCUUACGACACCACCAUGUACACUGCUGGUAUAGUAGGACUUAACAACAUCAAGGAGAAUGAUUACUGCAAUGUUCUCUUACAUGCUUUGUCUGGUGUUGUGCCGAUGAGGAAUUACUUCUUGCGGGAGGAGAACUAUGGUGAUAUUAAGCUGCCUCCUGGCAACAUCAUGAGCAUCUUAUCUCAAAGGUUUGGUGAGUUGAUGCGUAAGAUGUGGAACCAGCGAAACUUCAAGGCUCACGUCAGCCCUCAUGAGAUGUUACAAGCCAUCGUGCUGUGCAGCAAGAAGAGAUUCCAAAUCACAGAACAAGGUGAUCCUGUUGAUGUGCUAUCCUGGUUCAUCAAUGCGCUCCAUUCCUCACUGGCAGGCACUAAGAAACACAACAGCAGUAUCGUCUACAAGACGUUCCAGGGUAGGAUGAAAAUCUUCACCAAGAAGGUGCUUCCUGCGGACGUCUCAGAUGAGGAGAAGGCCAAACUACUCAAGACUGAAGAAUAUAAAGAGACGGAGCAAGAUCAACCGUUCCUCUUCCUAUCACUUGACAUCCCUCCUGCACCUCUCUUCAAGGAUGAGUUAGAACAGAACAUCAUUCCUCAGGUUCCACUUUCAUCACUCCUUGCCAAGUUUGAUGGGCAGACGGAGAAGGAGUACAAGACGUACAAGGAAUCAUUUGUCAAGCGCUAUCAGCUGACUCAGCUUCCACCAUACCUCAUCCUAUGCAUGAAACGCUUCACUAAGAAUACCUUCUUUGUAGAGAAAAAUCCCACCAUCGUCAACUUUCCUGUCAAGAAUAUUGACCUGGCAGAAAUGCUAUUAGAUGAACCUGAAGUUCUUGCAGCCCACAAGUACACGACCUAUGACCUGGUAGCCAAUAUCGUCCAUCAGGGUCAACCGGGCAGAGGCAAGGGGGCAUUCAAAGCCCAUGUAAUACACAGGCCGACAGGAAAGUGGUUUGAGAUUCAAGACUUGCAUGUGGCAGACAUUCUCCCGCAGUUGAUCACGCUAUCCGAGGCGUACAUUCAAAUAUGGGAACUAAGGAAAGACAAACCAAGAGCGGACAUCGUCAAAGCAACGCCAACAGUCACUAAGUCAUGACACUAGUUAGGUCCUGGUCCUCUUUGUUUUCCAUAUUCUUUUAGAUAUGUUGAGUUGUAAAUUGUGUAAAUAUUCCCAAAGCUUUCUACACAUCCUAGAUGUCCAUUCCAUUUUAUGUGCCUUUGAGAAGCUAUUUCAUUACAGGGUUUCCAUGGUCAUGGCAAAACCUGGAAAUUCAUGGAAAAUGAGGGGGAAAAGUCUCCAAAAGUCAUGGAAAGUCAUGUAAAUUGCUUGUAGAUGUAGGCCGUGUGUGGCUAUGGCAGCCUUCUAGUUUGAACCGACAAUGGGCGUGGUAUUCGUACGCCGCUUGGAUGCUGCAACCCAUACCAAAAUGGUACCUAUCUGGUCUAUGGGAACCCCAUUUUUAGCUGAGGUAACACAGAAAUAGUACAGUACUAGUGAUACAUGCAGUCAACAAGCUUCUUGGCAAACAGUAAAAUUAUCUGACUCUCUGUCAAACUUUAAGCUUUCCAGUAAUUCCACUAGGAAUAAUUUGAGAGGAUUAAAGCAUUUUCGUAGCCUAGAAGUACAGUGUAUGCAUUAAACAUAAGUAUUACACUUGGCUCACCACUAAAAAUUUACCCUGGGUAUUCCUUUUUUUUUAAAUCCGGGAGUGUUAUGUUUAGCAGGAAUACGAAGCUUGUGUGUAUGUCAACAGAAAGCUGAGAAACUUUCCCAAUUGUGAUUGUAAGAAUGGAAAAUUUGGAUGACGUCAGUCCAUGUCAUUAAAUAGGAUAGCUUUUUUUGCAAAUUGUCUUGUUUCCAGUCUUGUCAAUUAGAUGUAUAGUGUAUUUGUGAUCUGUUGCCUCAAAAUCGAUAAGUUGUCAGAAGCUAGUUUCAAACUACGUGCAUUUUCUGUAACCUCUACUUUCUUGGUAAACUUCCCAGAACCUACAUAAAUCCACUAUAAAUUAAUGAUUGCAUUUUUGUUUGCAAUAAAACCCCGUUAUACAUUCCUGUAACCAGACACACGUGUUCACAAUACCAAACGGUACCACCUCACAUUCUUUCAAAACAUCUCUUCAUAACAACCUUUCUUCUUACACAAUACUUGGUAUUCCCUGAAAGGCAACAAACCUUUUAAAAGUUUUUAGGUGGUUGGAGUCGUUUUAAAACCUGAAAUGCUAUUGGUACCGUAUUCUUAUUGGACAGAGUUCCCCCCCCCCCCCCCCCCACAAAAAAAAAGAUUUUUAAAAAUCACUGUUUGGCCAAUUUGCUUCUUUUUUUGCUAGAGCCGAGGCAAGCAAUUUAUUGAAUGCAGAAUUAGAACAGUAGGAUAUAGACAAAGAAUAUCAAAAAUUGAUGGAAACUGUUUUAGCACAGGAAAAGUCAUGCCAUGCAUAUUCAAGAAUACCUAUGUGAAUAGACCACUUUCAAAAUGUAUUCAAGUAUACCUUUUAACAAGCUAUUGCAUUCACCCAUUAUAUAUUAUUGCAUCUUAAUAGUCAGAGUGCAAUUUGCAUUCACAAGUUGCUGCUCGGUCAGACAAACAUAUUUGCCCUACCUUACAACCAAGAAUGUGUCCAAUUUGCAUUUCUGACUAUUGUAAUGCCAUUAAUAAUAUAAUUUGUAAUGAGGUACUUAAUAAAGAAAUGUGCAUUUGAUUUCAUUAUGAAAUUUGCUUAUUCAGAGACAGAUCAUGCAGUGUUUCUGUUCUGUGUUUAUGUUGACCAUUCAAAAAUAAUAAUUGAAAAGAUUCAAAAGGUAUAAAA
Molecule: messenger RNA, 3313 nt
Organism: Strongylocentrotus purpuratus (purple sea urchin)
Lineage: Eukaryota; Metazoa; Echinodermata; Echinoidea; Camarodonta; Strongylocentrotidae
Gene: usp39
Product: U4/U6.U5 tri-snRNP-associated protein 2
Exons: 13
Coding region: 48-1601 (517 amino acids)
Biological process (GO): mRNA processing; spliceosomal complex assembly; protein deubiquitination
Molecular function (GO): cysteine-type deubiquitinase activity; zinc ion binding
Source: RefSeq, a predicted model, not a curated record